Molecule: messenger RNA, 908 nt
Organism: Solanum pennellii
Lineage: Eukaryota; Viridiplantae; Streptophyta; Magnoliopsida; Solanales; Solanaceae
Product: protein yippee-like At3g08990
Exons: 5
Coding region: 1-486 (161 amino acids)
Source: RefSeq, a predicted model, not a curated record
AUGGUGAUUAGUUACAUAAAUGAUCGUUUUCAUGAAGAGGAUUUAAUCUAUUGUAAUUCAUGCAAUACCCAAGUUGGAUUUGUUGAUGAUCACAUUGAUAUGUUGCAAAAUGGUAGAACAGGGGUCUUUAAGAGCGUGUUCAAUGUGAGGUUCCUCAACAAUGCGAAUUAUAUUCGCCAUGUAAAUGGCAAUAAUGUUGCUGAUGUUUACUGUGUCCAAUGUGGAAUGCUACUUGGGUUAAAACUUAUUGCUGUGCCCCGACCAUCCCAGGAAAUUAUGGAAGGAAGGUUCUUGAUGAAUUUGGAGAAACUUGUUUAUUGGGGUGGUUGUCGCAUGAUCUAUCAAGAACAAGAUGGAACUGCUGCUGAUAUCGAUCAAGUUCUUUAUGAACAGAAUGGACACGCCAAUGUUGAGCAUGCUCCCAUGGAUCAAGAUGGAGGUACUGCUGAACAACUUGCUAAUGCUAUGCGCAAUCUGCACACAUGAAAACCAACUUCUUUAAGGGAAAUUGGCUUCACCAAAACUUGAAUCGGUUAGAAUGACGUGAUAACCAACUACACCUUGAAACCUUUGCAGCUUCAUAUAAGCCUGAAAUGUUUCUAGGCUUUUCAGGACUUAUUUUUAUUUCAAUAAAAUAAUUAUGUACUUUUAAGCGCUAAAAUGAAUUGUUUUCGCUAAAGCUUUUACUCUCUAUUAUGUAAACUAUAUUUUUCUUGUCUUAUCAAAAAUAAUGUCACUAUUUAGGUUACCAAAACAAAAUUAAACUCAAUCAAAUCAAAUAUCCCAAAGAUGACCAACUGAUAAGAUCUAACGAUCAGGCAAAUUUUGAAAUUAGCUGCACUAUGAACUCUUUCACUCUCUUGAAAUUGUUAUUAACGCAACAAAUCAAAGGUUAUCAACUAAGAUUU